CAGAGAGAAGAGCACCUGUCGACAUGCUUUGUCCAUUAAUUGGAAUGGUUCUACAUUUGGAUGAGCGACCUUCAUUCAGCUUUCACCCAUGGUCUUCCAUGAUCGGGAUAUGUGCAAUCACAGUUUUUCUCAAUGCAGGUGGCAGCAUGGGGAUGCGGCUGACUUCCACUGGUCCCCAGACCGUCCAGAGCGCCCAAGGGGAGCCAAUGACCCUGGGGUGUACAUACACACCUGAGCCCUCGGACACUGGAGAGCUGGAUAUUGAGUGGUCAGUGGUCAGCCCAGAUACCACCCAAAAUGACCAACUGCUGUUGUCCUAUGCAGGUGGGAAUAAGUACAUCCAUGGUAACCCUGGUCUAACUAAGGGGCUGGACUUUGCUGCUGGCGACCCUUCCCUGGGUGAUGCGUCCCUCUCUAUCACUUCCCUGUCACCAGCCCAUUCUGCCACCUACCAGUGUAAAGUCAAGAAGUCACCGGGAGUGGACAUGCGGAAAGUGUCCCUGGUCGUGAUGGUGCGUCCUUCGGUGCCUAAAUGCUGGGUGGAGGGUGGGGAGGCGGUGGGGGAGACUGUCUCCCUGCACUGCAAGUCAUCCCAGGGGUCCUCUCCCCUCAACUACGCAUGGAAGACAGAAAGAGGAGGUCCCAUCCCACCCUCAGCCACACAGAACCGUGUGACGGGGGAGUUGUUGAUCAGCAAUCACUCUGAGAGCUUUGUGGGAAUCUACAUGUGUGAGGUGACCAAUGCUGUGGGGGACGAGAGGUGCAGAAUCAAUCUGACAGCUAACAAACCCCCUAACAGAGCAGGCGUGAUAGUGGGUACUGUGGUGGGUUGUCUACUGCUCAUCAUCAUUCUGGCGAUACUCAUCUGCCUCCUCAUCUACAAGUGUGAUGCAAGGUUCACACACGAUGAGAAGGAAGUGUCCAACGAUAUCAGGGAGGACGUCACAGCCCCAGAGAGCCGACCACACAGCCGAGGCACCAGCCGGGGCACAAGCCUCCACCCUGGGGUAGCCUACAGCCAGGUGGGCAUGCAACAGACGGGGCACUCACACCGAGAACACACACACAUCCCAUCCACCAGCACUGGAUACACACCUGUAAAAUAUGACAGCAGAUACGGCUACGCUGUAUGAUUGGAGAGAAAGUGGAGGGGUCGAAAACUUUUAAAUGAUGACAAUCGUGUUUUGCAGGCUGAAAUGAGGUACAUUCCCUAUUGUGACUUUGAAAGGCAUAUCAUCAGUGGGUUUAAUCAUAUAAAAAAAACGAUUUCCUGAAAGACCAUGAUAAUUAAUUUGAAAUUAAUACUGUUGAUAGAUGUUGCUUUGGCAUUGGAGUGAGAUAAUAAGGGAAUACAGCAAAGGAAGCAGAAUACACAGUUCUUUAUUCUCCAAAUUAGUUUCUAAGUCAUAUCAAAGCCACAGUGUAAGUUUUCCACUAAUUUCAAUUUUCAUGUAAUAAAAUAUACCAUUUGAUUUAGCAGAAUAUUAUAAUACCUUAAUGGGAUUGGUAUGACUUUACCUUAUCAUAAAUAAAAAACCAA
This is a messenger RNA of Coregonus clupeaformis (lake whitefish), 1540 nucleotides long. It is a transcript of the gene vsig8a, whose product is annotated as V-set and immunoglobulin domain containing 8a. NCBI's taxonomy places the organism in Eukaryota, Metazoa, Chordata, Actinopteri, Salmoniformes, Salmonidae. Bases 24 to 1133 code for a protein of 369 amino acids. The record is from RefSeq and is a predicted model, not a curated record. The transcript is spliced from 8 exons.